This is a messenger RNA of Carlito syrichta (Philippine tarsier), 1093 nucleotides long. RefSeq names its product RNA polymerase III subunit H (gene POLR3H). Gene Ontology annotation, cellular component: RNA polymerase III complex. The record is from RefSeq and is a predicted model, not a curated record. NCBI's taxonomy places the organism in Eukaryota, Metazoa, Chordata, Mammalia, Primates, Tarsiidae. Gene Ontology annotation, biological process: DNA-templated transcription; transcription initiation at RNA polymerase III promoter. Gene Ontology annotation, molecular function: DNA-directed RNA polymerase activity; DNA binding. The coding region runs from base 207 to 734 and encodes 175 amino acids. The transcript has 5 exons.
CCUACCGCUGGGCCUCAGCCUCCUCCCGUUGCAGUGGCGGAGCAUGGCCUGCAUGGGGCACCCCAGACCAUACCGCGCAGCCCCACUGCCAGCCUGGGGGGCUGUCAGCGAUUGGGACGGGACCGAGGGGGCUCGGGGAACCCCAACGGCCCAGCCCUGGUGCGUGACUGACCCUCUCCUUUCCAGAGCCCUCAGCGAAGGCCGGGAUGUUCGUCCUGGUGGAGAUGGUGGACACCGUGCGGAUCCCCCCGUGGCAGUUUGAAAGGAAGCUCAACGACUCCAUUGCUGAGGAACUGAACAAGAAGUUGGCCAACAAGGUCGUGUACAAUGUGGGACUCUGCAUCUGUCUAUUUGACAUCACCAAACUGGAGGAUGCCUAUGUGUUCCCAGGGGAUGGUGCGUCACACACCAAAGUCUCUCUAGGGUUCUUCGAUGACAUUCUCAUCCCUCCAGAGUCACUGCAGCAGCCAGCCAAGUUCGAUGAAGCAGAGCAGGUGUGGGUGUGGGAGUAUGAGACGGAGGAAGGAGCCCAUGACCUGUACAUGGACACUGGUGAAGAAAUCCGCUUCCGGGUGGUGGACGAGAGCUUUGUGGACACGUCCCCCACAGGGCCCAGCUCAGCCGGAGCCACCUCUUCCAGCGAGGAGCUGCCAAAGAAGGAGGCUCCGUACACGCUUGUGGGAUCCAUCAGUGAGCCGGGCUUGGGCCUUCUCUCCUGGUGGACCAGCAACUAGCCCUGGGGCUCGACAGUGGAGCUUGCCAGUUGGCAGACCCUAUCCCAACCCUCGGGAAGGGGGUGCAGCCGGCUGUGAAGACAACAGCAGCGGAGGCCAAAGUUGAGGGGCGUGCCUCAGGCAUUAGGGUGGAGGUGCUGGGAGAGCCCAUCUUGCGCACCCCCCCAUUGCUGGCCCUGCUCCUUCAACCAGAGCUACUGCUGAAGCCCUGCUGUCCCCGGGGACUUCUGGCUUUCAGUGAUAGGAAGGACACUGAAUAAAUGUCAGCAUCAGUAGGGAAGGGACCACUCAGCAGUCCCAAGUCAUGAUCUGAGAUCGCUGAGUUGAUGCAGCUGUGACAGCACAUCCUUCUUCAUCCC